AUGAAAUCCUUGCUGGCACCACCCAUCGCUGCAGUUCGCGACGGUCCCACCUCGGUCCCAACUGCUGCCUCCACCGCGCCGUUUCGAGCGCGUACGCAAAUGCACCGCAACUACACUCGUGAUUUGUGUCACUUUGGCCCGACUAUAGUUCCUAGUGGUCAACCUGACAGCGUCAGUGAUACGGUACGAUCUGCAAGCACGGAUAAAAACGCUGAAUUUGUUUAUAAUUCGGUAAGACACAGGAAACUCCAUCUCCACCUUGACUCGGAGGCGAUGGGAACGCGUCGAAAUGAGAUCAACUUCACCGUUCCGAAGGCAGAUCACUCUCGGGACGCAGGGAGCAGAAGGAAUCUUGAGGCAUUGGGAUUUACGGUCAUCCUGGUGAGCUCCCAUACACCUAGGCUACAUAUGGGAACAUUUCUGCUGCAAACACGGACGUGGGGACAAGAAACGCAGUCUGACUGCAUCAGUUCAAACCAACCUCCUAUUGCCGCAGAAAACUCGCUGUUCCAUGGUUUUUUUUUUCGUUCACUACCAUCGAUCGAUUUCACUGAGCUCAUGGAAACAGUUUUCCUGUCACCAGAAUCCUCUAUACUGUCUGGAUCUUCCUUUCUACGUUCUGCAAGGAAAACGGCCUACUUUUUGAGCAGAAUGAGCGUGUUAGUAACAGGAAUUGAGAUGGUCUAG
Molecule: messenger RNA, 687 nt
Organism: Necator americanus (New World hookworm)
Lineage: Eukaryota; Metazoa; Nematoda; Chromadorea; Rhabditida; Ancylostomatidae
Exons: 4
Coding region: 1-687 (228 amino acids)
Source: RefSeq, a predicted model, not a curated record